AUGCAAACAACUUUCAUUGAAGAAAAUAUUAAUCAUGAACAAAUAGAAGAUCUCUGUAAAUUUAUUGAAUCUCAACCGUGCAAAUCAUUAGAAUUUCGUCGAUGUAAAAUAUUAGAUUCUGAUUUUGAUGAACUAAUGAAGAGUUUAUCGAAAAAUGGUGAAUCCAUUGUUUCGCUUAUAUUUAAUAUUCAAAUGAUUAAAGAGAAAAAACGUUUUAAACGAUUCACUCAAAUGUUAUCUCAUUGUCCGAAUCUGAUCAAUUUAAGAGUUCAUGGUAAUGAUAUCGAUGAUGAUAUGUUUACUCAACUCGUUUUAAGUUUAAAUGAAAACUGUUAUCAAUUAAGUUCAUUAGAUGUUGGAGAUAAUAAAUUAACAAAUAAAUCGAUGUCUAAUAUUUGUUCAUUAAUUGUUCCUGAUGAAAAUAAAACAGGUUUGGAAGAAUUAAUUUUAAGUGCUAAUCAAUUGAUUACAAAUGCUGGUUGGACAGAGCUUUUCUUUUCAAUAGCUUUUAGUUCUCGCAUUCGUCGAUUAUCAUUUGAUUAUAAUAUUUUCGAUAAUUCGACUGCAGCUAUGCUUAGCAUGCUAAUUGCGUCAAGUCGAACAUUAACAUAUCUAGAUUUAGAAUGCUGUAGUUUAACAGAAUUUGCUGGAAAAUUAUUUUUGGCUCUAUUUACAAAAUAUCCAGUAAAACUCGAAGAGAUCUGCCUUGAUCAAAAUCCAUUGAUACUGGAUUCAACUCGCACAUUAAUAAAUGAAUGCCUUGGUUUGAAAUCAAGAUCGAAUUCUAUUUCAAGUCAUCAACCAUUAUCGUAUUAUUUACCAAUUGAUGAUGAUGCAUCAACUAUCGCCAGUGCAAUAAGUGAAAAACUUUCUCCAGUAAAACUCAGAAGGAAAAAGAGAAGAUCUAAUAUGAACCGAUCUCCCAGAGUCGUUAUAAAAGAAGAAACCAAACCUUUUACUUUAAAUGAGAUAAAAGUACCAAAAAAACGAGCUGAAAUAAGAAACAAAGAAAACAAAGAAGAAGAAUAUAUUGAAGAACUUUUACCCAUUGAACCUGAAUCAUAUGGUACUGUAGGACGUUUGCCAAGUUGGCAUCGAUUAUGA
Messenger RNA from Rotaria socialis, 1104 nucleotides. The record is from the annotation of a GenBank genome assembly. Lineage: Eukaryota; Metazoa; Rotifera; Eurotatoria; Philodinida; Philodinidae.